Messenger RNA from Ficedula albicollis (Collared flycatcher), 975 nucleotides. Its product is annotated as ras-related protein Rab-4B. Lineage: Eukaryota; Metazoa; Chordata; Aves; Passeriformes; Muscicapidae. Bases 62 to 721 code for a protein of 219 amino acids. Gene Ontology annotation, biological process: Rab protein signal transduction; regulation of endocytosis. Gene Ontology annotation, molecular function: GTPase activity; GTP binding. The transcript has 8 exons. The record is from RefSeq and is a predicted model, not a curated record. Gene Ontology annotation, cellular component: endosome.
CCGGAAGUCGCCUCAGCGGGCGCCGCCAUCUUUGCUGCCUGUCUGCCGGCCCGGCUCCAGCAUGUCCGAGACCUACGAUUUCCUCUUUAAGUUCCUGGUGAUCGGCAGCGCCGGCACCGGCAAGUCCUGCCUGCCGCACCACUUCUUUUUUUCCCAUUUUUCCCCAUUUUUCCCAGUCAAGCAGGAUUCCAACCACACCAUUGGGGUGGAAUUUGGCUCCAAGGUCGUCAACGUGGGCGGCAAAACCGUCAAGCUGCAGAUCUGGGACACGGCGGGCCAGGAGCGCUUCAGGUCGGUGACCCGCAGUUAUUACAGAGGGGCCGCGGGGGCACUGCUCGUCUAUGACAUCACCAGCCGUGAGACGUACAACGCGCUGGCGCAGUGGCUGACGGACGCGCGGACCUUGGCCAGCCCCAACAUCGUCAUCAUCCUGUGCGGCAACAAGAAGGACCUGGAGGGGGAGAGGGAGGUGACGUUCCUGGAGGCGUCGAGAUUCGCCCAGGAAAACGAGCUGAUGUUCCUGGAGACCAGCGCGCUGACGGGAGAGAACGUGGAGGAGGCGUUCCUGAAAUGCGCCCGCACCAUCCUCAACAAGAUCGAGUCCGGGGAGCUGGAUCCCGAGCGGAUGGGAUCGGGGAUCCAGUACGGGGACGCGUCGCUGCGGCAGCUCCGGCAGCCCCGGGGAGCCCCGGCCCCGAGCCGGCAGGGCUGCGGCUGCUGAGAGCCCAGAGCGCCCCAGAGCGCAGGUGAGAGCCCAAAAUAUCCCAAAAACACAGGUGAGAGACCAAAUAUCCCCAGAACACAGGUGAGAGACCAAAAUAUAACAAACACACAGGUGAGAGCCCAAAAUAUCCCCAGAACACAGGUGAGAGAGCCCAAAUAUCCCCAGAACAGAGGUGAGAGAGCCCAAAUAUCCCCAGAACACAGGUGAGAGACCAAAAUAUCCCCAAAACACAGGUGAGAGAGCAAAAAUAC